AUGGCCGAGACCGACGACACCACCUCGAUCCCCGACUUCACGCUCAACCACGACCCCAACACCAUGGCUUUGACUCUCGAUGCUAUUUAUAACACUGCAGAGGACGCUGUGUCGUUCUGGGACGUCACUCGCUACGAUACCCGCAAGAGCGAGUUCCUUCUCUACUACCCGCUCGACCACGAGGGCCACAAGGACCGUCGUCCUCACUGGUGGCUACAGCGCAUCAAGCUGGAUCUCCCUCUCAACCACUAUCUCUUUUGCCUCAACAAUGUCCCCGAGGUCACUGAGCUCCGUGACGACAAGCAGUGCUGGAAGGAGUUCCUGGAUUUCCUCGUCCCCGUCCCUGUCGAAGGCCACCGGGCGUCAGCUCAGCAAAAGGAGUUUGAUCGUCUUCAGAAACUGCGUGACGAGCACAAGUCAUGGUGCUUCCUCGACAUCGUCCUGAUGCACGUCGUCUAUUCCCUGACGCUCAAGGGCAAAGGUCGCCCCACAGGUGCCCCCUCCCAAACCCCCAUCGAGAUCUUCGGCGGGCGUCAAGUCAACACGGCCGACGACAUGCAGCUCCGCAAAGCCUUUGGGAUCUUAGUGUCCUUCGCGCCCAACAUGGCAUACAUUCGUACGCAGACGAUCCCCAAGGACGCCAAUGGCAACCUUUGUCAUGUGCCCAAGAUCCUCCGUUGCUACAAGACCGACGACAACCACACGAACGAGCCCAGCCAUUGGAUGGUCGUUCGUUGCGACCGUUGCGAUGGCCCCAACCCUAUGCUGUGCUGCUUUGUCCCCACCGGCCAUAGCCGUACCGGCAAAUGUUUGCGUUGCAAGUCUCAGCCGUGCACCUUCAUUCCCAUCUCUGGCGCCGCGUUGGCCCGCAUCAACCUCGGUAAGCUGGCCGGAGCGGCGAUGCGUGACUCGGAGGAGGGCCAGAAGGAUCUCCGUCAGGCCAUGCAACAGGCUUUCAACCAGAUCGGCUAG
This is a messenger RNA of Trichosporon asahii var. asahii CBS 2479, 972 nucleotides long. RefSeq lists its product as uncharacterized. The transcript has 2 exons. NCBI's taxonomy places the organism in Eukaryota, Fungi, Basidiomycota, Tremellomycetes, Trichosporonales, Trichosporonaceae. Bases 1 to 972 code for a protein of 323 amino acids. The record is from RefSeq and is a predicted model, not a curated record.